GCCUCAGUUCCUCCACUGCUGACAGGACAGCGGCCUUCCCGGUACUGGCCACCAGGCAGAUCAGGACUCCCUCAUUUCCUCAGGCUUGCACAACCAGGGAAAUGACCUGUGGAUGAGGACAGCCAUUGGUGUCUGGUAAGUCACCCUUUGCAGGAGAAAUGACCUGCAGGGACACUCCCUGGGCAUCAGACCAGCUGUUCUCCUCACCCCCUGACCCGCCCAGGGAUGGCUCAGUAUAAAUACAGCCACCUCUCCAAGCAAGCAGGGACCAGCAGCUCUGCUCCAUUGGGGAUCAGCACAAUGAAGCUCUUCACAGGCCUCAUGCUCUGCUCCUUGGUGCUAGGAGCCCACAGCCUGCUUUCCUUCCUUGGUGAGGCUUUUGAAGGGGCUAAAGACAUGUUGAGAGCCUACAGAGACAUGAGAGAAGCCAACUACAUAGGUGCAGACAAAUACUUCCACGCCCGUGGAAACUAUGAUGCUGCCCAAAGGGGACCGGGGGGUGCCUGGGCUGCUAAAGUGAUCAGUGAUGCCAGAGAAGGUAUUCAGAGAUUCACAGACCCUCUGUUUAAGGGUACGUCCAGUGGCAAGGGGCGGGAAGACUCGGCAGCUGACCAGUUUGCCAAUGAAUGGGGCCGGAGCGGCAAAGACCCCAACCACUUCAGACCUGAUGGCCUGCCUGAUAAGUACUGAGCUGCCUCUCUCUCUGCUCAGGAGACGGGGCUGUGAGUCCCCAAGGGCAGGGACACUGAGCUAAAGUGUUCUCUGUCCACAGAAGGCAGCGGAUCUAAUAAAUGCUUAAGAGAUGG
This is a messenger RNA of Cervus elaphus (red deer), 806 nucleotides long. Its product is annotated as serum amyloid A protein-like. NCBI's taxonomy places the organism in Eukaryota, Metazoa, Chordata, Mammalia, Artiodactyla, Cervidae. The transcript is spliced from 4 exons. Gene Ontology annotation, cellular component: extracellular region. The record is from RefSeq and is a predicted model, not a curated record. Bases 226 to 690 code for a protein of 154 amino acids.